AUGCCCUCUUCUGCGCCAACACUUCUCUACCCCGACAUUGCAGACAUAAGUCAUGCUACCCCCGCUCUUGUCGAGUUCCUCCGUCACUAUUUCCAGGCCAAAAGUCGUCAUGAUGCAGACAAAUGGAUCAAAGACUUUGAUACAUCCAAGAUCACCUACAUUGAAACAGUCCUCGGUCUUCAUCUCAACUCAGCAAACUUUGAGGCCACGACGAAAGCAAUAAUGACGACAUGGGGCGCAGAUGCCAGGUCUUAUCCCCUUCGUGUCAUUGGCGACACGCAUAGCGCGAUCAUGUUCUUUGUGGACACACCGGCUAUGUUCGGCUCCGAACUUCGUGGGAUUGCCGCACUUGACAUGGAGAACGACAAGGUUGUUCGCCAGGUCGACUACUGGGACGGGCGGCGAGCUCCCUUGGCCGAGACAAGAGUUCCGGAGAGCCAGUACCCCACCAGUUUCGGAGAGUCGGCAGUGCAGAGGGCUCGGAAUCCGGUACUGCAGGCCAUCGUCAGUGAGCUCCAUGCGGGCCUUUCGACGGGCAACGGCAGCGCCACAGCGGCACUGUUCGACGUUGAUGCUGUCUGGGAGGACCGAACCAUGCGCACCCUGCUCGAUGGCCGAUUGGCUAUUGAGCGCUACCUUGCCAGGGCCCUCGCCAGCUUGCCGUAUGGUACUGGCGCGACUGUUAGACAUGUGGUAGGAAGCGAGCAAGGCGGUGGCUAUGAAUGGAUCGGUGGGCCAGGUGCCGUCGCUCGCCAUGGCAUGACAGCUCUCAAGCUCAAUAAGGAUGGCUUGAUCACCUGGAUCAGUCCCGUUUGGGAUGCAUCAUAUGCUAGCGACGUUGCAAUUGCAACCCUUCUUAGAUUCGCGAUCGAGGAAUAA
Fusarium keratoplasticum is the source of this 879-nucleotide messenger RNA. RefSeq lists its product as uncharacterized. Lineage: Eukaryota; Fungi; Ascomycota; Sordariomycetes; Hypocreales; Nectriaceae. The transcript has a single exon. The coding region runs from base 1 to 879 and encodes 292 amino acids. The record is from RefSeq and is a predicted model, not a curated record.